Leptidea sinapis is the source of this 1818-nucleotide messenger RNA. Its product is annotated as putative autophagy-related protein 11. The record is from RefSeq and is a predicted model, not a curated record. Lineage: Eukaryota; Metazoa; Arthropoda; Insecta; Lepidoptera; Pieridae. The transcript has 12 exons. The coding region runs from base 119 to 1801 and encodes 560 amino acids.
AGUAACGAUAUCCAUCUAUUGACUUGUAAAACGCACUUGUGUCACAAUAGUCUAGAUGGCUUAGAAAAUCGUGGACACAUUUAGAGAAAUUUACAAAAUUACAUUUAAAAUAACAACAAUGGAAAUCUCAAGCCCCGAACCAAACGAUAUGGAAGUUCUGAAAAAGAUGGAGGACGAACACUACCACCUUCAAAGACAAGUCCGUAUGAUACAGAUAGACAGACAAAAUCGAUGUAUGGGAGUGCAUCCCCAAUUCAGAAGACAAGAUCUACUAUUGAGGACAUUAAAAAAGGAAUAUUUGAAUAUAUUGCUAGACUUAAAGAUAGCUAAAUCUGGAUCAAACAAGAAGAAAGAUAAAAAGAUGAAACAAUUAGUGAAGAAACGUCUGCUGUAUCAUACGAAAACGAAAAUGGAAUGCGAAGAGGGCAUUAUUUUAAUGUCACAAGCUGAUGAACUUUUGCAACGCAAGAAGAAACAACUACUGAAGCUGAAGAAGAUUGUGAACCAAAAUAAUGGCCAAUUGGAAGAACGGCGUGAACAAAGUAUAUACCGGCUCAGUUCGACGGAAAACAAGCUGGAAGUUGCGAUGCGUCGGUUCAACACCGUGCACUAUGAGAACCAGAAGAUCCGACAGGAAAUCGAGCACAUGCUCAAUGACAGGGCGCUGUUCAACGAAUCCUGGACGAAGAUGCUGGUUGCUCUUAAAAAGGGCAAGAAGUUCCUGACAGACCUGUUCGAGUCAUCAACCGUCGCGUACGAUCAGCGUGACGAGUGGGUUAGCAAGCUCAAGUCUGUGCAGGAGAAAGGAAAGCUUGAUCAAAUGAUGCAAAUGCAGGAAAUGCGAGGCCUACAGAAAGCCUACGAUCACGAAUUGAAACUUUUCAACUUCUUAGCAAGAAAGGGUGUAAUGCGAAUUAAUAAAAAACAAGAGGAGAAGGAAAAAGAACAGCUGAGAGAAGAAAAAGAAAAUAUAGAAACUGAAAUAGCCCGACAUGUGAAAAUACUAAACGAAGUGACUGAUUAUGCCAAGGUAGAAGAUAUAAACGCUAUAAUCGAAGAAUUUGAACGAGUGGAACAAAACAACUUCUCCAUGUACAAGCUAUUCACAGACAUUUGUGCGGAAAACGAUGUCUGUAGACGAGAUUUAACAAAAAUUCGUCAGGAUAUUGAAGACCGUAAAGACUGGAAUGAGAAUAUGGAAGAGCAAAGACAAAGGAAAUUGCAAAAUCUGCGAGAACAGUUGGAGACGCAGAAAUUGAAAACAGAAGAAGCAAGGCAGAAGAACAAAGAAAAGGAUGGUCUUCUCAAUAGAGUAAUGGAUAACGUUCACGAAAUUUUUAAAUAUCUCGAGUGUUCCUUGGAGCCGUACACAAAUUUGCUAGGUGAUAAACAACCAUCACUUCACCAGCUCGACCUCACGUUUAGAUUGAUAUCAGAAAAGAUCAAAGAAUAUAUCCAAAUCACCUACUACUAUGAGAGGCACCUUACUAAGAAGGUAGACAAGAGUGGCUCUCGCCUGAAGAAGUACACGGUCCAUCCUCAACCAGCCAACGUUUGGACUCCAAUACCAAUCAACCUGCUGGUUCCCGCGGACCCUUGUCCAUCUUGCGUGGAAGCGCGGUGGAUGUCUAGGGUUACGGAGACCCCGGAGGUGCCGAUGAACAAGACCAUGGCUCUUGCAGCCCUCCGGGAACUGGCUACAGACCCUGCCUUCGAGAGGAGUGACCGCGUGCACCAGCUCGUAGACUGCCGGGUGCCGCGAAGCCGGGCUAUCCUCGCCAGAAGAUACAUGAACCUAUAGUUUAAUAAAGAUGAAAC